Triplophysa dalaica is the source of this 1033-nucleotide messenger RNA. RefSeq lists its product as uncharacterized. The coding region runs from base 55 to 669 and encodes 204 amino acids. NCBI's taxonomy places the organism in Eukaryota, Metazoa, Chordata, Actinopteri, Cypriniformes, Nemacheilidae. The transcript has 5 exons. The record is from RefSeq and is a predicted model, not a curated record.
CUGUGUUCAGAUCAUAUCAAGUGUUUCUCAGGGUUAUUCAAGAACGUAUUAAUAAUGUUUCACACGAUACAUGUUUUCUCUUUCUGCUUGUGGCUGGUUGGUGUGUUUGGUGAUGAAGUGAAGUCAGUGUCAGUGAUGGAGGGACAGAAUGUAACUCUACACACUAAUCUCACUGAACUACAGACAGAUCAUGUCAUUGUAUGGAGGUUUAAAGACAUCCGCAUCGCCAAAAUCAAGAGAUCAGACAAUAUUAAUCCCACAUAUAAUAAGACUGAGACAUUCAGAGACAGACUGAAGAUGAACAAUCAGACUGGAGAUCUCACCAUCACACACAUCACAUCUCAACACUCUGGACUUUAUACACUCAGAAUUAAUAUGACAGGUAAACUCAAUGUCAAGAAGAAUAUCACAGUUACUGUUUAUGCAAAAGAACAAACAAAUGGACACCCGAAUUAUAUCAUUCCUUUCUCUUGUGCCGCUGUUGGAUUUCUGGUGGUUGUAGCACUUCUGAUCAUCUGCAAGAAACAAAGAAACAAACAACAACAGGAUCAGACCCGUGAAGACCAGAUCACAUACGCUGAUCCAACAUUCUACCAACACGACACCAAAACAAAGGGCGCUCAAGAGGAGGAUACGGUGGUCUAUUCAGGUGUUGUCACAAAACGUUGAUUCGUCUGCUCUGAUACGACUAUGUUUGCUCAAUUUUGUUGUUCAACACAGAUUUUCUUUCAUUAAGUCAUUUUUUUUGAAUGUUGUGUCCUUACAUUUGAACUUACAAGCAAUAGAUUUGAUAGGAACCCUGAUGUUGUGUUAACUGGGAUUCGAACCCAUAACACAGUGCUGUACCAAGUGAGCUAAAAGAGCAUCAGCAGUCUUUUAUUAUCAGUAAUAGAUGAAGUCACAUAUAUCAUUCAUUUUAAUACUCACAAACAAAAAACAUUGAAAUAAUUUUGUAAAUGGUUAUUGUUGUUAUUCUGUGCUUAAGUUGUGAUCUGUUUUGUUUUGAAAUAAAAGAGCAUCACAAAGGCAUGAA